This is a messenger RNA of Prunus armeniaca (apricot), 576 nucleotides long. Lineage: Eukaryota; Viridiplantae; Streptophyta; Magnoliopsida; Rosales; Rosaceae. The record is from the annotation of a GenBank genome assembly.
AUGAAAGGAGACCAUUUUCUCAUAAGCACUCUUGCCAUUUUGGCAUUUUCAACGUUCCUUGCCUCGCCUAUGACCCCAGUCCUCUUCAGGACUUCUGUGUGGCACUUAAGGACAUCAAAGAUGGUGGACCCAAAGCUUGCCAAUGCAAAUGAUUUCUUCUUUUCUGGGCUUCAAAAUCCAAGAAACACACAAAAUCCGACUUUGCACCCAAAUGGUCUAAACCCUCCUCACACUCACCCUCGCGCCACCGAAAUCCUUGUGGUCUUGGAAGGAACACUCUAUGUUGGUUUCGUCACAUCCAACGGGGAUGGCAAUCGCCUAUUCACCAAAGUGUUGAACAAGGGAGAUGUGUUUGUGUUCCCAAUUGGCCUCAUUCAUUUUCAACUCAAUGUGGGACAUGUCAACGCUGUAGCCUUUGCUGGGCUUAGCAGCCAGAAUCCAGGAGUGAUCACCAUAGCCAAUGCUGUUUUUGGCUCCAAGCCUCCCAUCAAUCCUGAUGUUCUAACCAAGGCCUUCCAAGUUGACAACAAGGUGGUUGACUAUCUCCAGAAACAGUUCUGGUACGACAACAAUUAG